Messenger RNA from Podarcis raffonei (Aeolian wall lizard), 7817 nucleotides. RefSeq names its product meiosis regulator and mRNA stability factor 1 (gene MARF1). The transcript is spliced from 27 exons. Gene Ontology annotation, molecular function: RNA nuclease activity; CCR4-NOT complex binding; mRNA base-pairing post-transcriptional repressor activity. Bases 180 to 5387 code for a protein of 1735 amino acids. Gene Ontology annotation, cellular component: cytoplasm; peroxisome. Gene Ontology annotation, biological process: post-transcriptional gene silencing. The record is from RefSeq and is a predicted model, not a curated record. Lineage: Eukaryota; Metazoa; Chordata; Lepidosauria; Squamata; Lacertidae.
AGUGGGAGAGGGGGAAAGGAGAAGGCGGGGAGCAAAACAAAAAGGGAGAGGAGGCGGCGGCGGCGGGACGCAGGCGGUGGGCGCUGGGAUGUGAGGUGGAGGACGUGGGGCCGGAGAGCAGGUAGAGAGAAUGAAAGAAAGGAAAGAUGUCAGAAUGUUGACCUCUGUGUGGCAGUAUAAUGGAAGGAAACAUAACGGAGGACGUCUGUAAUAGAUCGUUUGGAUGGCUUCAGCAACAAAAUAACGAUGCUAGACCAUGGCUCUGGAAAUUCUCUAACUGCUUUUCAGCUACUGAACAGAGUUUCCCUCCUAGUGCAAAAGCGAACGAGUCCAUGGAGAAUAAGAAAGCUGCUGUGGAUUUGAAGGAUGCGCCACCCCCCCACCAUGCUGCUUUGAAACAGUUCCCAGCUGUCCCCCUUCCCAGUGAUCACGCCCUUCAGCAAAAGCAAAUCCAACUUUCAUCUGGUUCCAAAGUAAGCUGUUGUACUCAUAACUCUGAUUCUUCCGUUCAUGCUCCUCAGCUACGUUUUGGUGGUAGUGGUGGCAGCAGCAACAGUGGUGGUGGUAGCUUGAUUCACCCUGGCACAGUAUUAGACUCACAAGGCACCGGCACAAUCACUUGUCAAAUAGGGUCAGGGUUUGCCUAUCGGUCUGCAUCGUCAUUCAAGAACGUUCCAACGCGAAGCGGCGUGGCAGGAGUGGCCAGUGACUUGUCUGGAGUGUGCCUGGAAAACGAUGUCUCUUCUUGCCCACAUUUCCCCUGCUGUGGGAAGCUCCACUUCCAGUCCUGCCACAGCAACGUCCACAAACUGCACCCAUUUCCUACCCAUCAGAGCUGCACAACUUCGGGCUACUUCUCCUGUUCUGAAUUCACAAGUGGGGCUGCGGGGCUUUUGGAGGAGCACGUUGCACAAUCGGAGCGAACGUCUUGUGCUUGCACCAACUCGCUGCACCUAAAAGUGGCACCUUCAGUUUGCUUAAAGGGCUCUCACUACUGCACUGAGUGUCUAACCAAGCAGCCAUCCAGGGAGAGUUUGGUUGAUGCAGCUAAAAUAUGGCCAAAUACAGCUCCUCCAAAUGUCCAAGCUGCACCUGUCUCCCUCCCAAUAUGUAAUGGCUGCGGAACCAAAGGAGUAAGAAAAGAGAAGACUUUACUUUUGGCGAGCAGCUUUGGUCAGUUGCCACAGAAAUACGGUAAAUUGGUUGGAUCUCCAGAGGUUGCUCUAACAGGCCAAGUGCUAGAAAAUUUGCCUCCCAUUGGAGUCUUUUGGGAUAUUGAAAACUGUUCUGUUCCUUCUGGCCGUUCAGCUGUGGCAGUGGUACAGCAAAUUCGUGAAAAGUUCUUCAAAGGCCACAGAGAGGCAGAGUUCAUUUGUGUGUGUGAUAUCAGUAAGGAGAGCAAAGAAGUUAUUGAAGAACUGAACAACUGUCAGGUGACAGUUGCACACAUUAACGCAACAGCAAAGAAUGCAGCUGAUGACAAACUCAGACAGAGUCUUAGAAGAUUUGCUGAUACUCACGCUGCACCAGCCACUGUGGUCCUUGUAUCAACUGACGUUAACUUUGCACUAGAGCUCAGUGACUUGAGACACCGUCAUGGUUUCCACAUAAUCUUGGUGCAUAAAAAUCAAGCUUCUGAGGCUCUCUUGCAUCAUGCUCACGAGCUCAUCAGAUUUGAGGAAUUCAUUUCAGAUUUGCCUCCAAGAUUGCCACUGAAAAAACCAGCAUGCCAUACCCUGCUAUAUGUUUACAACCUGCCAACAAACAGAGACAGCAAAAGUGUCUGCUACAGGCUCCGCCGUUUGUCAGACAAUUGCGGAGGGAAAGUACUGACCAUUUCCGGCAGCAGCGCGAUCCUCCGCUUCUUAAAUCAAGACAGCGCUGAGCGCGCUCAGAAGCGGAUGGAGAACGAAGAUGUCUUCGGCAACAGGAUCGUCGUUUCUUUUACCCCUAAAAACAAGGAGCUUGCUGAAGCCAAGAAUGCAAGCUCUACCGGAGUGGAAAAAGUGAAGUCACCUAAAAAAGCGAACAAGAGCUCAAAGCUGUGCCUCGUGGGCAGGGACUCCACUGAUCCAUCAGCAAAAGCUGCUGUGGGAAAAGGCUCUGCUGCAAAGAACACCAGCGUGAAGAGCUUACAGGAACUUUGCCGCAUGGAGUCAAAGAAUGUGAACGUUACCGAGAAUCACAAAGACCCACUAAAAGAGGACACUGCGUCAUUGCAAAGUAACUCUAGUGCAUCAAGUUCUACAGCCCUGGCAACCAAGAAAGCAGGAGCAGGAGACUCUGCUCACAAAAACAGUCUAAAGAAAGAUUCUCUGGCAGCCAGAAGCAUCAGCAACUCCCCAAUAGAGAGAAAAGAGAAGGAUGAUGUAUUCCAAGUUAGCUACCCAUCUGCUUUCAGUAUGCUCACAGCGUCAAGGCAGCUCAGUCCUGUGCUGAUAUCUCAAAGUCGCUGGUCCUCUAGGAGUGUGUCCCCAAACCUCUCAAACAGAUCUUCUCCACUCGCCUUCAUCAAUCACACUGGUAGCGGGGACUACCCAGAUCCUUUUGCAAACGGAGCAGACAUCCAGAUUAGCAAUAUAGACUACAGACUGUCCAGAAAGGAGCUGCAGCAAACUUUGCAAGAAAUCUUCUCUAAGCAUGGCAAGGUAAAGACUGUGGAACUCAGUCCUCAUACUGAUUAUCAGCUGAAGGCUAUAGUACAAAUGGAGAAUUUACAGGAAGCAAUACGUGCUGUCAACUACCUUCAUAGAUACAAAAUUGGCAGCAAGAGGAUCCAGGUUUCGCUGGCUACAGGAGCUACCAAUAAAUCCCUGGCACUGGUUAGUUCAGAAGCAAUGUCCAUUCUUCAAGAUGCUCCAGCUUGUUGUCUGCCUCUUCUCAAGUUCACAGAGAUCUACGAGAAAAAGUUUGGACACAAGUUAAAUGUAUCAGACUUGUAUAAAAUAACUGACGUCGUAGCCAUCCGCGAUCAAGGCAAUGGAAGACUUGUAUGUCUUUUACCCAGUAGUCAAGCUAGACAGAGCCCUUUGGGGUCUUCACAGUCUCAUGAUGGCUCUUCAGCUAACUGUAGUCCUAUCAUAUUUGAAGAACUGGAAUAUCAUGAGCCCAUUUGCAAGCAGCACUGCAUUAAUAAAGAUUUCAGUGAACAUGACUUUGAUCCUGAUUCCUACAAAGUUCCCUUUGUGAUUUUGUCUCUUAAGACCUUCGCACCGCAAGUUCAUAGCUUGUUGCAGACCCACGAGGGGACAGUGCCGUUACUGAGCUUUCCUGACUGCUACGCUUCAGAAUUCAGCAAUCUGCAAAUGGUGCAGGAAGGCCAGGGAGGUGUUCCUCUGGAGCAUCUCAUCACUUGCGUCCCUGGUGUGAAUAUUGCCACUGCACAAAACGGCAUCAAAGUUGUCAAGUGGAUUCAUAACAAGCCACCACCUCCCACUGCAGAGCCAUGGAUUCUACGUUCUACAAGCCCUGUGGGUAACCCACAACUUAUUCAGUUCAGCAGAGAAGUGAUUGAUCUCCUUAAAAACCAGCCGUCGUGUAUCAUGCCUGUCAGUAAAUUCAUCCCAACGUACCAUCACCAUUUUGCAAAGCAAUGUCGUGUGUCUGACUAUGGGUGUUCCAAGUUAAUGGAGUUGCUGGAAGCAGUGCCUCAUGUGUUGCAGAUUCUCGGGAUAGGCACCAAGCGUUUGUUAACCUUAACGCAUAGGGCCCAAGUGAAGCGAUUUACUCAAGACCUGUUUAAGCUUCUCAAGUCCCAGGCCAGCAAGCAAGUGGUUGUGAGGGAGUUCUUUCAAGCUUAUCAUUGGUGCUUCUCAAAAGACUGGGACGUGACAGAAUAUGGAGUGUGCGAGUUGGUGGAUCUCAUAUCAGAAAUUCCGGACACAACAAUCUGUUUGUCUAUGCAAGAUAAUGAGAUGGUAAUUUGUAUCCCCAAAAGAGAACGUACCAAGGAAGAAGUUGAAAGGACAAAGCAGUUCUCCAAGGAGGCAGUGGACUUGUUGCGCCACCAGCCCUAUUUCCGCAUGCCUUUCAAUAAAUUUAUCCCAUUCUAUCACCACCACUUUGGGCGCCAGUGCAGACUUGCCUAUUACGGAUUUACCAAACUACUUGAACUCUUCGAAGCCAUACCAGAUGUCCUGCAGGUGCUGGAAUGUGGUGAAGAGAAAAUCCUUGCACUAACAGAUGCGGAAAAGGUCAAAGCUUUAGCUGCCCAGUUUGUGAAAUUGCUCCGAUCUCAGAGAGACAAAUGCCUUAUGAUGGCAGAUGUGCUCACUGAAUACGCUAAAACAUUUGGCUACCCGUUGCGUCUCCAGGACUACGAUGUUGGCUCUGUUCCAGCUCUGAUGCAGAAACUUUGCCAUGCUAUCAAGGUCGUUGAUGUAGAAUCUGGUAAACAGCUCCAGCUUAUAAAUAAAAAGUCUCUCCGGACCUUGGCUACCCAGCUUCUGGUGCUUCUGAUGACCUUGGAUGAAACCAACUUUGUUUCUGUUGAAGAGCUUAAAAGGCAUUAUGAAACCACCCAGGGCGCUCUCCUGAAUCCAUGUGAAUAUGGCUUCAUGACGUUUACUGAACUCCUGAUGAGCGUGCCUUAUCUCACAGAGGUUUUUGUUGAUGGUGAGGCAGAAUAUGUCAAGCUCACAAGCCUGUAUGUUUUUGCCAAGAAAGUGAGGUCUUUGCUUCAUACCUACCAUUACCAGCAGAUCUUCUUUCAUGAGUUCUCAACAGCUUAUAGCAAAUACACGGGUGAAGUGUUGCAACCCAAAGCAUAUGGCUACAAUAAUCUCGAAGAACUCCUGGGAGCAAUUCCACUGGUGGUCUGGAUAAAAGGUCAUGGUCAUAAGAGAAUUAUUGUCCUUAAGAACGACAUGAAAACUCGUUUUAGCUUGCCUGGCCUUCCUCUUGCCGAUGGUGAUGGACAAGCUACAGAGACAGCAGAAGCAAGUGAAUCCUUGGAAUUAAAACUAGAAGCAUCAGAUUCCGUCUCUAAUUCGACUGAGCAAGAGCUGCUUUGCCUCACAAAUAUGUCGCCCGUGGAUCUGUUGUGUGAGCCUGUCCCUUCCUGUCUGCCUUCCCCACAACUGAGACCAGACCCAGUCAUCCUUGUACCGGCAGAUCUCAUUCAGUUCGAAGAACAUCCACCAACCCUUUCAGAGAUGAUUGUUUUAACGAAAGAGGAGGAGAAUGCUGUUAGUCCUUUGAGAGCUAAAGAAGAGGCGAGCCACUUACAUGCUGCUUGUAAAGCUGCAGAAAAUACACCAGCACCUCCCUGCCCUUCAGUUGAACCGCAGCUGAGCAAAGAAGCCAUGGACAGCCCAGUCAAAAGGCAGCAUAAAAACAGAGUGAAGUUGGCAGCAAAUUUUUCACUUGCACCUGUAACCAAGCUUUAAACUAUGUCGUGUUGUGAGAGGCAACGCAUUGUCAGACUGCACAGAAAAUGAAGCUAUUGGCUACCCUUUAUAUUUUAAAUCACAGAUGGGACGGGGGGCGGGCGGGUGGUCACUUGUGUUUAUCUUUGUCACUGUUGACUACCUUUUGUGAGAUUUUUGUUCAGUUUACACUGAGUUCAGCUGGGCAGGUAUUUUUAUUUGAAACUUCAAGCAUUAAAUGUUUUACUGUUCCUUUUUACAUUCUGUCGAAUGUCAGGAAAAAACUAGCAAAUGCUAAACUUGGAGUGGGAUGGAAUUUGAGUUUCUGAAACCUCAUCACUGAUGUAAAGCCUUCAUAUAGCAUAUGAAUCUACAGGCAAUUUUUAAUGUGCGUUUUCCAGACAGGUAAGAAUCAAAUGCAUCGUCUGUCUUGGCAAAGCAGCCUAUUGGGAACUUUAUUUUUAAUAAGUCAUUAGAUUGGAAUAAAACCUGCAGUGGGCAUCUUCAGGGUUAAAUUGGUGAGAGCAAAGCCUAGGAUUUUUUCUGAUGACUUGUAAUUGUCUCUUGUCAAAAGAUGACUGUAGAGCAUGGCUAGGGAACCUGUGGCCUUCCAGAUGUUGUAGACUACAGCCCCAGCCAGCAUGACCUGUGGUCAAGGAUGAUGGGUGUGGUAGUACAAUAACAUCUGGAGGGCCCAAACUACCCAUUCCUGCUGUAGAGGAUUACAUUGAUUGAUUACAACCCCCCUUUUAAAUGCUUUCUGUAAUCAGUUCCACUGUGGAAUCUCGUAGGAAGGUGAGGAUGUUUUUAAGCUUCCCUUUUAUUGAGCGCUCCAAGUUGAUGCUGUUCUGGCUUAGGAAAAGCAAGUCUUUGUGUUUUGCAUUUUGAAGUCAACUUUGAGGUGCUUCUUGCAGCAUCCGCCGAUGAGAUUACUGGGAGUAUUUGAGAUUUCAAAUAUUCAUUUAAGUGUACAUACGUUAUAAAUCACAGCAAGGGGGUUUAAAUGAGCUUUUUUAAAGAUGGAAAGUAAUGAUUCUACUUCCGUUUGCACAAAAGUAUGAGCAGCACAUGGAAAUGCCAAAGUUACGGUGCUUUUCCUCAUUUUAAAGAUCCAGUAAAUGGGAAGCUUAAUGUGAGUCAGCAUGUUUUUAACUGUGUCUGGUCUUUAUUCUGAUGUUUACUUUGAGUGCUCAAACCUGCUCUUGUGUGUGGUUUUUUCCCUUCCAGUCCCUAUAGUGGCAUUUCUGUUGGUGUUUGGAAAGGCAGGCCUUUGUCGAAGGAGGCAAGUCAGUGGAGUCCUUCUACUUUCUUUUUUAUAGAGAGCUAAAAUGUCUUCUGACCAAAGCUUUUAUACCCCCCGUUGGGUAAACUUGGCACUUACAAUGGGUUGUAUUUGCCAGGCAAGGAUUCUUAAUUGCUCGUCAGAAAGAAGGAACCUAUAGCAAAGGUUUCCACUGGCUGAACGGAUAUGUGCGUACAAAUAAUAUUUUUGAAAUGUGUGUGAGACUGAAAAAGCAGCCUUAGAUUUCACAGCCAGCAACUGAAAAAUGCCACUUGAUGGCUAUAGACAACCUAUUUUUAAAAUGAGAAGAAAUGGAUUUUGUUUUUAAAAAGUGUUUUUUAAACAAAGCCAAGUAUUAAACAGUACAGUACUAAAUAAUGAUAUAGCCAUUACGAAUGCAGAGAAGGACUGGAAGAUUUUUUGAUAUCAUGGCAAGGCACAGUGUGUUUGUGUGUGUACAUCCUUAUGUUUCCUCUACAGAGAUGGGGUUUAUAGGAGUGAUUAUUAUUAUUUUUUUAAAAAAAGAAGAAUGGAACCAUUUCAUGACUUUAAUUGUGAGGACAUCUUCCAUUUACCUUAUGUGUUGCUUGCAUAAAACAAAGACCUGACCAAUUGGGGCCUGUCAUGCAAAUGCAAAAACAGUCAUCAUUUUGAGCCACAGUUGCAAGUCAUCUAUAAUAGACCCAAGUUUUGGUGAAAACUCAAGGAGAAAUAACAGUACUGUUGAUGUACCUGGAAUACAGGUGUGGGUUGUGCCACCUGUAGAGAAUGAGAAAUCUUUCUGGAGUCAUGUGUAAUUCUGACCUAAAUCGCUGUAUGAAAGUUAUAGACUACCUUUUGGGGAGUUUGUUUUUCAUUGUGUGAAACCAGCUAAUUUGGGGGGGGGGGUUGUUUUUGUUUUUCUACGAAGGCUUGAAGAAAUAAUGUGACUGGACUGAUUUGAAAAAGAAUUAAGGGAAUGAAAUUAUUUCAUUUACACUUCACUAAUUUUGAUUUCUUGGUUGUUUUAAAAAAUAUCACUGAAGCCCUCAACUUAUGCACUCUCAAGGAGACAAAGCUCGCCUUUCUCCUCUGUUGUCUUCUCCCAUUUGGACAGUUUUGUGGCUCGAGUGCUGUUUUGUGUGUUGGGACCAAACAGUUGUCAAUAAAAUUUCCAAGCAAGCAUGCAA